ACAUGGGUUUGAGACCUAUGACCCAACGUGCCAGACCCGUAUAGAAUUCUACACUUUUCUGGUCCUCUUUCUUCUUAAUUUGAAAGCUUGUUCGAAAAACCUCCAUUUUAGUUUCAGGAACAAGAAGAAGUGAAUAGCCCGCCAUUUUCUGGAAUAGAGAAGAAAAAUUGUAAAGAAAGGAGACCGUUUUCUUUUCUUUUUUUUUCCUUUUUUUUUUUUUUAAGGGAAUUUGGAGCCGACCUGGAAUUCCCAGUUUCUAUAAAAUUCUGGGUCCGAGCUCAAUUUGGAUUUGAACUUGUUUGACCACUUUGUAGAUUGAGAGUGAGUGGUUUUUGGGAUCUGGGUAUUUGAAUUUUUUUUUUUUUUUUUGUGUUCUUUUUUCUGAAGAGAAAGCAAUGGAGGAGCUGAGGUCGGCUAUGGAUGACCAUUUGAACCAAAUGGCAGAUCUUGUCCAGAAAUUCUCUGACGAACUUCGCUCUGGUCUAAGGCCUGCGUAUGAAAACUUUAUGGGGUUCUUCCACGCAAUUGAUUGGACGGAACCUUGGUUAAUCGGCCUAAUGGGGUUCUAUGUAGUUUUGUUGCUUAUAACUUUUAGUUCAAGGAAGAAUAUCAACUUCCAAAUGUGUUUGUUCUUUCUGGCUUUGGGUGGUGUAUAUUUUGCUGAGAGGCUGAAUCGACUACUCAGUGAGAACUGGAAGAGCUUCGCCAGCCAGAAUUAUUUUGAUCCCAAUGGACUUUUUCUUUCAGUACUCUGGUCUGGGCCUCUCCUCGUCAUUGCCAUCAUAAUUUUGAUAAACACACUCUUUUCGCUAUGCUACCUUAUUGUGAGGUGGAAGAAAGCUGAGCUUAGACAUCGCGCCAGGCUUGCACGUAAUAAGCAGGAUUAGUUUUUCUCAUGCCUACACUGCAGAACAAUUAAUCAAGAUGGGUUUUGUUUUCUUCUUAAAUCUGGGGGAUGUUUUUUUUUGGUUGAAAUGUGAGAUGCCUAUAAUGGAGAUGUUUUGCCCCUUACAAGUUUUAAAUGGUGUAAAUUAGAAAGUAAGCAAUUUGCAUGAUCCUUUAUACCAUUUUGUUUUUAUGAUUUAUUUCUUAUGACAUUCAAUCCAUAAAGUACAGUUUUGUAGGACAAUUUUUCCAUGAAUGUAAUUGGUUUUGCUGUUGCUUC
Ziziphus jujuba (common jujube) is the source of this 1165-nucleotide messenger RNA. RefSeq lists its product as uncharacterized. Bases 396 to 887 code for a protein of 163 amino acids. Lineage: Eukaryota; Viridiplantae; Streptophyta; Magnoliopsida; Rosales; Rhamnaceae. Gene Ontology annotation, cellular component: nuclear membrane. The transcript is spliced from 5 exons. The record is from RefSeq and is a predicted model, not a curated record.